UUCAUCCCCGAUAAUGUGAUCAUACUCAUACUCAGAAACUCACUUACCACCUCAACGUCCCCCAUCCCAUCCCCAUCCACCCGACCCCGACCCUGACUUCGUCGAAUACGCCGGAGUUUACGAUCGCCAGGUUCAAAUCCGCUUCGACGCGGUUAUAUUCGACCGCCCGGGCUGGGCCUUGGGAGAGGUUGGGGGUCGGGUUGGGAGGGGUUGUUAUGUGGGAUGAUAUCGGGUGGACUUUGAAGUGGAUGGGUAUCUAUCUGAUCUUGAUGCUCACAUCCACCUUUCUCCCGUUCAUCAUCGGCGUUCUUCUAUAUACCCUCCUCAAACCGAGGUUCUCGCCCGAGUCCGCUCAACAAUUGCAAGAACGGCUCUUGGCGGGUGUCAAGAAGCAAGAAGAGAUCGAGCGGGCGAAGCAGGAAAAGGCUGAUAAGAAGAAGAACAAGAACGCGGACAAGAAGGGCAAGCCAGCGGGGAAGGGGUUCUUCAAGACGACCUUUACGAAAGAAUCGUCCGAUUCGGAUUCUGAUACUAGUUCCGACUCGGAUGAUGACAAUGUCGACUUGUUGGACAAGACCCGGGACGUCUCGGAAAAGAUCAACCAGGCUACCUCUCAGGCUGCUUCUCGGUUGAAGAAGAAGGGCAAAGCUAAGCUCAAAGACCAUGCGGGAAAGACGUCGACGGGGAGUAAAGUCAAGUUGUUCAGCGCUUGGGAGACGUUUCAGAGGGAACAUGGAGCGCAGAUCCAGUUGGUCCUGAACGAUCUGGCGGAUAUGCACGAGAAGAUCAUGAACUUGUUCGCUUGGAAACGACCGGAAGCGUCCGUCAAGGCUGCUGUCGGCAUGGUCGUCGGCAUGUUCGCGACUUACUUUACGCCGACGUGGAUCUUUGUCAAGGUCAUCGAGCUGGCCAUCUUCGCGGUCAUGUUCUUUGUCAUCCCGAUCGUCGCCCGAUUACCGGUUUAUGAUCCCAUGGCGUGGAUGAUGGGAGAUGCUCCUACUGACGCCGAGCACGCCCUCGACCUAAUUCGCAAGUACGGCCUCGAGGGUAAAGUAUGGAAGGAAGCCGAAAAGCAAAAGGCGCCUAAGAACAUCCCUGCGCAGACACACACGCGGGGGGACAGUACCAGUACGAAUAUCACUACCAACCCUGAUACCGCUGUGACAGACGAGACGAGCUCGAUAAUUUCCGAGGUCAAAGCGGAAUCUGCUGGUCGCUGGACGGAUGUCAACGAGCAAGACCUGGGUACCGUCAGCAAGGGUCACAAGUGGCUAGAGACGGGUAGGCAGUAUAUGCAAGGGGAACGGUCGCUGGACUUGUCGUUCUUGCGGAACGAGAAGGACUGGGAUGCAGUUCCAACUGACGUCGUUGCAGCUAAACGUAUGUCUCUGGGUGGUAUCGGCGGCGGAAUCGUCCUCCGCACCAAGAGCCGUGAUACCGCCUAUACGACCGAUAGCAUGACGUACUUGUCUCAUCAUAACGGUAACCCGGGAACCCUGUUCAUAUCCUCUACCGGUAUUCGAUUCGCUCCAUUCAUCUCUGGCAAGAAAAAGGACAAGACCAAGGAGAUUCCCGCCGAUCAAGUACCUAUUCAGAUCGAUUCCGACCCCAAUACCGCAAUCGUGCCUGCCCCGGAGGCUACUGUAGCCAUCGAGCCGGACCAGGAUGGGGUCAUCGUCGACGGCAAAGAGGUCAGGAUCCCGAUGGACGAGGUCUCGGGGUUGGGCAAGAUACAGAAGUCGACGCUUGGGGUUACGAUAUCGUCCGGGUUAGAGAUCGAGACUUUGUCAGCUGGGAAGUUUACUUUCCCCUUUGUCGCCAACCGAGACGAGGCCUUCAACAAAUUGUUGGCAUCCUCUCAUUCUGGUAUCAAACGAGGCUAAGCCCAAACCACGCAACUCCACGCGAAUCAAGGUGUUUCAGGAAAGGCAAAGAAUGAACGCUAGGAUAGGCUGCAUCAUUGUACUCGAGUACAAUGCGCAAGGGUGCAAGGAAUAGGUAGGUAAGAUACGGCACAUGCAAUCCUCUCUCUCUGUAUUUUGGUGAUCAAACCAGGCGACGCAAUUCCCAUGAACUCAUGACCAGAG
This is a messenger RNA of Filobasidium floriforme, 2087 nucleotides long. RefSeq lists its product as uncharacterized. The record is from RefSeq and is a predicted model, not a curated record. The coding region runs from base 216 to 1883 and encodes 555 amino acids. Gene Ontology annotation, biological process: negative regulation of toll-like receptor 9 signaling pathway; apoptotic process. The transcript has 10 exons. Lineage: Eukaryota; Fungi; Basidiomycota; Tremellomycetes; Filobasidiales; Filobasidiaceae.